Molecule: messenger RNA, 4119 nt
Organism: Eurytemora carolleeae
Lineage: Eukaryota; Metazoa; Arthropoda; Copepoda; Calanoida; Temoridae
Product: mucin-19
Exons: 18
Coding region: 47-4051 (1334 amino acids)
Source: RefSeq, a predicted model, not a curated record
AUUAAUAAUUAAAGAAUUAUUUUGUCUGUGAAUAUUUCAGACGAAUAUGAGAGUAAUAUUAGCGUUCUUGAUUUUUAUAAUUUCACAUAUAAAUGGACAAGACUGUCCUUAUACCUGCCCUACCUCUGAAACUGUCUCCAAUGUGCUGACCUACGGCUGCUGGAGAACUUCAGAAGAACUAGCCGGGAGCACUGAGGCUCAGAAGGUUCUAUUCCUACAAACCACAAUAAGUUCAACAGCUAAUGGAACUGCUUUGGUUGGUAAAGGAGCAAUUGUUGCAUUUUUACGAAACAUUGGUCAAACACAAGCCACAGUUCUGGCAAAAACGGAAUCUACCAGAAGAACCGAGGUUGAAGCAUCAUUUGCUAAUAUCUCUUUACAGCUGGCGGCUUUGGGAUCAACUAUCAAUUCAGCCCAUCCCAAGUUUAAAGAAUAUGUUGCGGUAUUAACUAAGAUGACGUUGGUCAAAUCUGCUGGGGUAACUGUUGUAUCUGAUUAUUCAAUUGUUGAAGCAAACUGUGUAGCUCUGCAUUUUGUUCAUUCUUUCCCAGUUUCCACUACAACUACAACCACACCCACAACCACAACAACCACAACUACAACUACAACUUCUACCACAACUACCACAAAAACUACCUCUGUAGAAGGAGCAUCAACUACUGGCUCAACAUGGACAACUCCAUCUCGUUUACUUGGUUGCGCUUACACUUGCAUGGCUACAGCAACUCUGCAAAAUGUUUUAUCCUAUGGGUGCUGGGUUGAUUCUGCACAGAGCUCAAGUUUGUCUGAUGUUCAGGCAAAAUAUAUUCUUCAACUAGCAAUUAGUUCAAAGGAAGAGAACGCUACCCAACUUAUUAACAGCGGAUCCUUGGUUGGAGUUCUGCUUCAACAAGGACAGGAUCUACCUUCAAUACUUGUCAAAUCGGAAGCAGUAAAAAGGACAGAGGCAGAAGCAAUGUUUGAAAGUCUAUCCUUACAAUUAGCUAUGCUUGGAUCAACAAUUACUUCAAGCCAUCCACAGUUUCUUACCUAUGUGAACAUACUUACCUCAAUGACAAACCUGAAGAAGUCUGGUAUUACAACAGUGUCUUCAUUUUCACUUGCACAAGUAGAAUGCAGAGCAAUACAAUUUGUGAAUCAGUUCUCAACAACCACAACAACUACAACUACAACUACAACUACAACUACAACAACUAUAAAUACAACACCAACGACAACAACACCACCAACAACAACAACAACAUCUACAACUACAGCAACUACAACUGCAUUACCACCAACAACAACAACAACAACUACAACACCAACAGAUGGAUCAACUUCUGCUCCUUCAGGAGCAGCUUCUACAACUGGAUCAACUGAUGCUUCUUCACCAGCAGCUUCUACAGCUGAAUCAACUGAUCCUUCUUCACCAACAGCUUCUACAGAUGGAUCAACUUCUGCUUCUGGAUCAACUGAUGCUUCUUCACCAGCAGCUUCUACAGGUGAAUCAACUAAUGCUUCUUCACCAACAGCUUCUACAGAUGGACCAACUGAUGCUUCUUCACCAGCAGCUUCUACAACUGGAUCAACUGAUGCUUCUUCACCAGCAGCUUCGACAAAUGGAUCAACUGAUACUUCUUCACCAGCAGCUUCUACAGGUGGACCAACUGAUGCUUCUUCACCAGCAGCUUCUACAGAUGGAUCAACUAUUGCUUCUUCACCAUCAGUUUCUACAACUGGAUCAACUGAUGCUUCUUCACCAGCAGCUUCUACAGGUGGACCAACUGAUGCUUCUUCACCAGCAGCUUCUACAGAUGGACCAACUGCUGCUUCUUCACCAAUAGCUUCUACAGCUGGAUCAACUGAUGCUACAGAUGGAUCAACUGCUGCUUCUGGAUCAACUGAUGCUUCUUCUCCAGCAGCUUCUACAGCUGGAUCAACUGAUGCUUCUUCACCAGCAGCUUCUUCUGCUGGAUCAACUGAUGCUUCUUCACCAUUAGCUUCUACAGAUGGAGCAACUGCUGCUUCUUCAGGAGCAGCUUCUGCAGCGGGAUCCACUGAUGCUUCUUCACCAACAGCUUCUACAGAUGGAUCAACUGCAACUCCUUCAGAACCAGCUUCUACAGCUGGAUCAACUGAUGCUUCUUCACCAGCAUCUUCUAGAGCUGGAUCAACUGAUGCUUCUUCACCAGCAGCUUCUACAGUUGGAUCAACUUCAGCUCCUUCAGGAGCACCAGGAGUUGCUACAGAUGGAUCAACUGAUGACUCUUCACCAGCAGCUUCAACAGAUGGAUCAACUGCUGCUCCUUCAGGAGCAGCUUCUACAGCUGGAUCAACUGAUGCUUCUUCACCAACAGCUUCUACAGAAGGAUUAACUGAAGCUUCUUCCAGAGCAGCUUCUACAGGUGGACCAACUUCUGCUUCUUCACCAGCAGCUUCUACAGGUGGACCAACUGAUGCUUCUUUACCAGCAGCUUCUACAGCUGGAUCAACUGAUGUUUCUUCACCAGCAGCCUCUACAGAUGGACCAACUGCUGCUUCUUCACCAAUAGCUUCUAUAGCUGGAUCAACUGAUGCUUCUUCACAAGCAUCUUCUAAAGCUGGAUCAACUGAUGCUACAGAUGGAUCAACUGCUGCUUCUGGAUUAACUGAUGCUUCUUCACCAACAGCUUCUACAGAUGGAUCAACUGAAGCUUCUUCCAGAGCAGCUUCUACAGAUGGACCAACUGAUGCUUCUUCACCAGCAGCUUCUACAGCUGGAUCAACUGCUGCUUCUUCAUCCAUAGCUUCUACAGCUGGAUCAACUGAUGCUUCUUCACCAGCAGCUUCUAUAGAUGGAUCAACUUCAGCUCCUUCAGGAGCACCAGGAGUUUCUACAGAUGGAUCAAGUGAUGCCUCUUCACCAGCAGCUUCAACAUAUGGAUCAACUGCUGCUCCUUCAGGAGCAGCUUCUACAGCUGGAUCAACUGAUGCUUCUUCACCAACAGCUUCUACAAAUGGAUCAACUGAUACUUCUUCCAGAGCAGCUUCUACAGAUGGACCAACUUCUGCUUCUUCACCAGCAGCUUCUACAGGUGGACCAACUGAUGCUUCUUCACCAGCAGGUUCUACAGCUGGAUCAACUGAUGCUUCUUCACCAGCAGCUUCUACAGAUGGAUCAACUGAUGCUUCUUCACCAGCAGCUUCUACAGGUAGACCAACUGAUGCUUCUUCACCAGCAGCUUCUACAGAUGAAACAACUGCCGCUUCUUCACCAAUAGCUUCUACAGCUGGAUCAACUGAUGCUUCUUCACCAGCAUCUUCUAAAGCUGGAUCAACUAAUGCUACAGAUGGAUCAACUGAUGCUUCUUCACCAACAGCUUCUGCAGCUGGAUCAACUGCUGCUCCUUCAUGGCCAGGUUCUACAGAUGGACCAACUGCUGCCUCUUCACCAAUAGCUUCUACAUCUAGAUCAACUGACGCUUUUACACCAGAAGCUUCUACAGAUGGAUCAACUUUAGCUCAUACAGGAGCAGCUUAUACAGCUCUUAUGGAUGGAUCAACUGCUGUGUCUUCACCAGCAGCUUCUACAGCUGGAUCAACUGCUGCUCCUUCAGGGUCAGGUUCUACAGAUGGAUCAACUGAUGCUUCUUCACCAGCAGAUUCUACAGAUGGAACAACUGAUGCUUCUUCACCUGGAGCUUCUUCAGCUGGAUCAACAGAUGCUUCUUCGCCAGAAGCUUCUACAGAUGGAUCAACUGCUGCUUUUACAAAAAUAGCUUCUACGGCUGGAUCAAAUACUGCUUCUUCAACAGAGUUAUCACAGACUUUUGAUACCUAUUCUGUUUCUCCAUCAAUACUUGUGUCUUCAACAACAACAACAAAUAGCCAACUGUCAACAGAGGAUAACUGCUCCUUUUCCCAGAUUUAUCUGAACCAUCUAUGUUCUGACAUGGAAAUGAGGAAUGUGACAGUUGCUGAUGCAAAAGAAGCAAUGGAAGGAGAGUUGAAAAGGAUAUAUGAUUCAAUUUUCAACAUUUGUCAAACAAAAACAUUCACUAUCAGGAUUGAAUUCAAAGUUGACUUCUAAUCUGGAAGCCCUUUAGAGAGUCUUGUAAUAACAGAUAUUUUGGAAAAAUAUAUAUUUUUAUUUUUUCA